Molecule: messenger RNA, 381 nt
Organism: Clonostachys solani
Lineage: Eukaryota; Fungi; Ascomycota; Sordariomycetes; Hypocreales; Bionectriaceae
Source: the annotation of a GenBank genome assembly
AUGGUCACAUCAAACCUCCGAAGCCGGGCGAGGAGUUGGCUCUAUGUCACUUUCAUCGACAAGGAUGGCCAAGACUACAAAUUUGCCGUCUCCGAGGGCGAUAACUUGCUUGAUAUUGCGCAAGCCAACGACUUAGAAAUGGAGGGCGCUUGUGGAGGGUCAUGCGCAUGCUCUACGUGCCACGUCAUUGUCACCGAUGACGGAUAUUACGAUAAGAUUCCCGAACCGGAAGAUGAUGAGAAUGACAUGCUGGACCUGGCUUUCGGCUUGACGGAAACCAGCCGCCUUGGCUGCCAAGUGGUGAUGAAGAAGGAAUUGAACGGCUUGGUUGUUCGCUUACCCUCCAUGACACGAAAUCUGCAGGCCAGCGACUUCCAAUAA